AUGGAGAAAAUUCAGUUCUUUCAGUGCCCCCGUUGCACAUUUUUUGAUAAAAAAUUGACUGUGAUCGUUAGUCAUCUCGGGGUCGUGCACAGUGGAGAGCACAACUUCCUUGUCACAUGUGCUGUGGACAGUUGUGGAAAGUCAUACAGGCACGUCGAGUCGUACAGAAAACAUCUAUACCGGAAGCACAAGGAUGCCAUUUCGCCACCUGAACCUCCGCAACUAGAAAGCCCCAUGGAGUGUGAAAGUGCACAGGAUGACCCAGUUCUCCCAGAUGAAAGUGCGCAGGACGACCCAGUUCUCCCAGAUGAAAGUGCGCAGGAUGACCCAGUUCUCCCAGGUGGAAGUCGUGACAAUCCACCAACCACCAGCACCACCAAGCCUCAGACAUUUGAAGAGUUUCUUUCCACCAUGAGUAAGACUGUCUGCAUGUGUUUCUUUAAGUUGACAGAAGAGCACAAGGUGCCUCACAGUGCAGCAGACUUGGUGUUUGCAGACAUGCGGUUCAUGCUUCAGGUUGUAUUAGAACAAUUUGCUGGACAGGUUAAACAGGCCUUGCCAUUCAGUUACGACGCACUGCCCAGAGAACUAGCAACUCUACUUGAUUGCACCUUUGUUGAACAGAUUUUCAGCUGUGUCAGGUCAAAGCAUGCACGAGAGCAGUUCGCAAGAAACAUGUUUCCCUUUGUGAGUCCAGAUGAAGUGAAAGUCGGAGAUGAAGGUGACACAUUUCAAUAUGUAUCGAUUGGAAAAGUGCUUACAAAUAUCCUCCAGUUGAAGGCAGCUCCAGAACUCUUAAUUGAUGAGCAUGUCCCCACUUUGACAGACGAUGGGUACAAGACCUAUAAAGACUUCAGGGAUGGAUCCGUGUAUGAGAGGUUACGAGAUGUUGUGACAGACGCAUCUGUAAUGACGCUCUUUGUGCUACUGUACAUGGACGAGGUGGAAAUUGCCAACCCCCUCGGGGCCAAACGUGGAGUCCACAAGCUGACAACAGUGUAUUUCACACUGCUAAACAUCCACCCACGGUACAGAUCAAGGCUCAGGUCUGUCUACUUAGUCAUUCUAGCAAAAUUUAAGGAUGUCGAAAAACAUGGGCUUAGCGCCAUCCUGAAACCACUACUUGAUGAUUUGGAAGAACUCAGCAGCACUGGCCUCACUGCAGCUAUAAAUGGUGUUCCACAAAAUGUGAAGGUCAUUGUGAUGGCAGUGUGUGGCGACAAUCUCUCCCAACAUAAGUUAGGAGGGUUUUCGGCGUGUUUUUCGCAAGGGUGUGUAUGCCGCUACUGCAUGGUGACAAGUCGCGACCUUCGUACCGUGACAAGUGAAGAGCACUGCCAAAUAAGGACAAGAGAUAGCCACAACAGCCACUUAGCUGCAGUUAAGAUAAACCCUCAGGUCAAUUGCAAGCUGUAUGGUGUUGUCGGCCCAUCCCCAAUAUCACAGUUGACCUAUUUUGAUGUCACGAUGCAAAUGGCCCCUGACGUCAUGCACGAUCUUUUUGAAGGUGCGCUUGCAUUCAUCAUUAAGCAUGUCACAAAAGGUCUAAUGGACGAAGGCACACUGAGCCUGGAGGAUCUGAAGAGAGUGGAGACUUUUCCUUACGGGUUCAAUGACAGGAAAAACCGUCCAGAACCACUGACAGCUGCAUUUAUUCAGGGAGGAGCAAGCCUCAAAGGUACGGCCUCUCAAAAACGGUGCCUGUUCAGACUCUAUCCCCUGAUAUUCGGAACAUCCAUUCCGGAAGGAAACAGACACUGGAAUGUGCUCCUCCAGCUGCACGGCAUUGUUGAUUUGGUGCUCUCUGAAGAGAUUCCCGAGGACUGGCUUGCAUACCUCGAAGUUCUAGUGGAAGACUUCAUCCAAGCAUUCACAGAGAUGUACCCUGAGGCAAGGAUCCUCCCAAAAAUCCACUACAUUGUGCACUACGCAAGGAUGACAGCUGCCCUUGGACCUUUGCGCCAAUACUGGUGCCUUCGCUUUGAAGCUAAGCAUCAGUAUUUUAAAGCCAUGGCUUCAAAGGUAAAAAAUUUCAGAAACAUCUGCAAGACGCUUGCAUCACGGCACCAGUUGCUGCAGAGCUUUGAAAUGAAUUCCCUUGAAGCAAAAUCAAGUCCAAGAAUGCUGCGUGCAAGAGAGGUCAACAGAGAUAAUUUGCCAGCUGCUGCUCAAAGCUUGAAGCACAAAGUGAGCCUCUUGGAAGCGAAAAGUGUUUCUCUAGAUGCAGGAGAUUACAAAGAAGACGACAUUCUCGUGGUAGUGAAAGGAGAGCUCCCCACAUUUGCACAGAUCCGCAACAUUUAUGUGUCUCAUAAUGAUGUGUUUUUGUUACUUGAAAUGCUUGCAACCGACUGCUUUCAGCAACAUGUGCGUGCCUACAAGGUGGCCCAUACAGGACUGCUUCAACUCUCAGAAUGUGGUCCCGAACUCGAGGUAUCACAUCAGCACCUCGACUUGUACAGUGAUGGACUUGUAUGUUGUCGUCAUGACAUCUUGUCAUGA
This is a messenger RNA of Ixodes scapularis (black-legged tick), 2502 nucleotides long. RefSeq lists its product as uncharacterized. Bases 1 to 2502 code for a protein of 833 amino acids. The transcript has a single exon. Lineage: Eukaryota; Metazoa; Arthropoda; Arachnida; Ixodida; Ixodidae. The record is from RefSeq and is a predicted model, not a curated record.